GGGUGGCUGAGACGCUUGACGAAUCAUCAAUCAAGAAACACGCCAAAGUAAUCCUUGUGUGUCACUUCUUUAAAGUUUAAUAAAGAACUAACUAAAGUGGAAAUUGGAACCACAAGGCUUUAAACGCUGUUGAAAAAUAAUAAAUGUGUUGAUGUAUAGAAAAACAAAUUAAUUUAAAGCUUUUCGAUGGAAUUUAUAGAGCUUAUCCUUAUUAAUAAGCUUGAUGGAGUUAUAUUAAAAUAUCCACAUCAUGAUAACGUUGAUGGAACAGUGUGCAUAACAGGACACCAUCUGAUUUUAAGUUCAAGAAAAGAAGGCGUUCGAGAGCUAUGGCUACUUCACAAAAACGUAGAUAGCAUAGAGAAAAAAGAAAAUAAAGUAAGUGGAGGUGUUGUACAAGGAGGAUCACUAUUUUUAAAAUGUAAAGAUCUUAGGAUAUUUCAGUUAGAUAUUAGCAACUCGAUGGAACUUAAUCUGGUUGCUCAAACCUUGGAGAAUUUAUCUAGUAUACAGGACCCUAGUCUUUUUUAUCCAUUUUUUUAUCGUCACAUGCAUCCUGUUAUGGAAAAUGGAUACACUUUAUAUAGCAUUGAAGAAGAGUUCACAAAAGUAUUAGCAACAGAAGAAUGGCGUAUUUCUCGUGUAAAUCAACAUUAUACGGUUUCACCUAGUUAUGCACAAGCUGUGGUUGUACCAAAGGUUAUUGAUGAUGAGACAUUGUUGGCUGCAGCAAGCUUCAGGCAAGGUGGACGGUUUCCAGUUCUCUCCUACAGACAUAAUAAUGGGGCAGUGUUAUUAAGAGCCGGUCAACCUCUGUACGGACCAAAGCACAGGAGAUGCAAACCGGAUGAACAGCUUUUGAAUUCUGUUGUCAAUGUCGGCAUGAAGGGGAUUAUCUAUGACUUAAGGAGCUCUAACUUAAUAUCCCAACAACAAAAUAAAGGUGGUGGAACAGAGAGUGCAGCAAAUUACUCCCAAUGGAGAAUUUAUAAUCGGUCAAUGGACGAUGUGGAUAACCAACAACAAUUGUUGGAAAGUUUUUCUAAAUUAAUUGAAGCCUGUAUGGAUAAGGAGAUAUCCUGUGACAAAUGGAUGUCCCGUUUGGAAUCGUCCGGUUGGGCGGAAUCGGUGCGGAAUUCUUUGCACACCGCCUGUAUAAUCGCACAACACAUACACCAUAAAGGUGAACCAGUGUUAAUACACGGAACGCGAGGUGAAGAUGCAACAUUACUUGUGUGUUCAUUGGUUCAAAUAAUUUUAAACCCAGAUUGUAGGACCUUAAGAGGCUUGCAAGCGCUAAUAGAACGGGAAUGGCUCCAAGCCGGUCACCCAUUCGGGUCUCGUUUACGUUGUGGCCCCUACUCCAGCCAACCCAGGGCUGCGCCAACGUUUCCACUCUUCCUGGACUGUGUCAGGCAGUUCCUGGAGCAGUUUCCCUGCAGUUUCGAAUACCGGCAAUCCUUUCUCAUCGCAUUAUUUGAGCACUCUUACGCAAGUCAAUUUGGUACAUUCCUCUGUGAUAGCGACCAAGAGCGAUCAACACGCGGCGUCUACAGACAGACGACCAGCCUGUGGUCAUUUGUGAAUCAGCCUGAUGAGCUCUGUGCCUAUAUCAACCCGUUGUACGACCCUACGCCGAAUGUCAUAUGGCCAUCCGUUGCGCCCAUGAGCUACGUUAUAUGGGAAGAACUGUACCUCCGUUGGCUGGUCCCCCAACGGACGGAAGAACGCGAAGAACAAUACAAGGUUAUUCGGACCAGGGAACAACAUUUGCGGUCACAGGCCCAACAACUCCGCAGAGAGUUGAUGGACUUGGCUCAUAGGUAUUACAAUUUAGAUAAUUAAUUUAUCAUAUCUUUAAGUAAUAUUUUUUAAAUGGUACUAUUACUUUGUAAAAAUGUAGUUAUUAUGGAGCAGUGUUGCCCUAUGCUCUAAUUUUUAAUUCCGUAGAAUUCUGACAUGUCAUAAUUGUUACUAAAUUAUAAUCCAUCAGAAAAGGGACAUAUAACCUAAUAAAAAUGAUAAAUAUUUCAAUAUCACAAACAAUAUAUUAAAUUAAUUUUAAUUUCUUUAUUUUAUACUUUAGCUGGCAUGACUGUAUUAAUUCCAGGUUUACUAAUCUUUGUUCCUUUUUAACUGUUUGUGAUGAAAAGGGACUUUCAGCACUCGCUGGUAAACCACUUUAAAGUGGAGCACCGCACUUAAUAAAAUGGAUAAAUUCACUAACAAAUAAAAUCUAUGUAUAGAGUCAGAUGUUCACUCGUAUUGAAAUUGAAAAAUGUAAUCUCUGACAUGUCAAUAAAUGAUAGCUGUCAGAAUUCUGCGGGAUCAAACAUCAGAGUAUAUGUGUAUGUCACAGUAAAGUAGUUAAAUCAGAGAGUUAAUUUAAUCUCUAGACAGUUAAUUAAAUAUUGAUAUUCAAUCAAAUCGCUAAAGUUCCGUCAGAUAAGUGAGUGAACUUGUAUUGAAAUCAAAAAAUUUGCCCGGCCAAAAAGUUUUGUAAUCUCUGACAUGUCAAAAAAUGAUAGCUGUCAGAAUUCAACGGCAUUAAAAAUCAUAGUAUAGUGGUCUGGCUACAGCAUAGUUCAUACACAGCCGAUGAUCAAGCCUACGAGGCCAACACUGCUCCAAAUAAUAAUAUUUGAUAAAACAUUUAAUGACUGUGAAACUCUCUUGUUCAUCAUGACUUAAUUAGAAUUAAAUAUAAUUGUCAAGUCAUGAAUAGUCUAUGGGUAAUGACAGAAAAGUUCGAUUUCCGGCGGAUAUUUGUUUCUUUAUGUCUUUUAUUUUUAUUUCUUUAUGUUUCUAAUGUCAUAAGUACACAUGUCAACUCUGAAAAGGAUACGUAUCAUCUCGAGCUGUUCAGUAUGUCUCAUCCCCGCGCUUACAGUUCAUCCCCGCGUUUAUGUCUCAUCCCCGCGCUUACAGUCCCCGAAUUUACGGCUCGUCCCCACGCUAACGGCUCAUCGUCCCCGCGAUUUCGGCUCGUCCCCACGCUAACGGCUGGUCGUCCCCACGCUUACAGUUCAUCCCCGCGUUUAUGUCUCAUUCCCGCGUUUAUGUCUCAUCCCCGCGCUUACAGCCCUUCGUCCCCGAAUUUACAGUUCGUCCCCGCGCUUAUAGCUCGUCGUCCCCGCGUUUACGACUCGUCCUCGCGCUUACAGCUCUCCUUACCCGAACUCACAUCUCUUUGUCCACCCUUGCCCCUGGGUCCUCCCGCGACAUUUCUGCAAAGUCGAGCCGUAAGCGGGGCGUUGCCUAUCCGUAGCAGAGUUAACGUACAAGAGAUGCUUAUACGCUUUGGUUACGUACAUACAUUAGGUUGACGAUCACUUUCAGAGUUGAUGUCUUUGGCCUUUACUCAUUACAUCAUCGAUAAUUGUGUAAAAAUUUUACUUGUUUGUAUUUUAAUGGACGCAAAAAUGUCUGCUCUAUCAGCGUCAAUUUAUGUAAAGAAAAUUGUCUAAUAUAUUUAUAUACUUAAAUUGCAAAUAAAAGAUAUUUAGUUUAAGAUUGUAUACAGAGGCUUUAAGUGAGGCCUAUGUUUAUUUAAGUGAGUAAUUUAGGUAGAAUUAUUGUCAAUUAUAUAUUUGCAUUUAUUA
This is a messenger RNA of Pieris rapae (cabbage white), 3602 nucleotides long. RefSeq names its product myotubularin-related protein 9. The record is from RefSeq and is a predicted model, not a curated record. Gene Ontology annotation, biological process: negative regulation of autophagy. The transcript is spliced from 10 exons. The coding region runs from base 187 to 1845 and encodes 552 amino acids. Lineage: Eukaryota; Metazoa; Arthropoda; Insecta; Lepidoptera; Pieridae.